AGCGUGGCAAUGGCGCCCGACACGCCGGACGCUCACGCUAACGGCCAUUCUAAAAGUAGUUCCUCCGACUGGCCUGAUGAUUAAAUCUCUCCUCCGAUCAUAUCGAUCGUACCGUUUCCUGCUUCUCGAACUGAUCUGAAUCGAUCUUCAUAUUUCAUCUUCCGUCACAGCAUCAUGGAUGGAGGAAUGCAGCUCCAGACGUACGACAGUUUUGGUGACCCCGACGCUCCUCUCCUGCCGUGGGAUGAGAUUUACCAGAAAGUUUUGUUAUCUCCACGCUUCCGACCGUCGCUGCUGGAGAGCUCUCUCGCAACCUCACAGCUCACCUCCCUCCUGUCCGCUUCCUCAUAUCCCAUUCCCGAGCCAUUUUAUCCGCACGCACAGUUCCCACCGGAGGGUUACAAUGCUCCAUUGCCCGUACCAAAUGACUUUCUAUUUCCAGGGUCCUCCGCGGACGGAGAGCGCACUAUGAAUUUGGACCGACGGACUCCACCUAAUGACAUGCAACGAUCGACUCAGACCCCACAGAAGACAACGAAACGUCAAUUGAACGAGUCAACUGGUGCACCGGCUUCUAAGAAGCGUGGUCGCCCGCGUAAAACGAUGGAUACUCGAAUGGGCGAGGACCCAGAAGAACGACGUCGAAUGCAGAUCCGCCUGGCACAACGUGCUUACCGUUCUCGCAAGGAAGCCAACAUUACCUCCCUCAAGGGCCGUAUUUCGCAAUUGGAAGCGACAUUGGAGAAAAUGAGCUCGGCAGUCGUCUCCUUCAGCGAUAAUCUGGUGCAGUCGGGGGCUCUCUCCUCGCAUCCCGAUAUCGCGAGUCAUUUACGCGAUACAGUGCAAACAUGUUUGGCUUUGGCAAAGGAGGCCAGUAAGGAUGGCGAACCCGAGAGUCCGGACACCUCGUCGCACGGCGAGGACACCACCUCGUCGACUUCAGCGGGACCAGACGGCACGCCCAUAGAUCAAAAUACGAGCCCGAGUACUCACACCGAACAGACUACUCCUCCCGAGAGUGGACCACCAAAGCCUAUUUCACCUCCCCUGUCCGAGCCCUUAGAGCCUUCUGCUAUGGAUAUUCCUCUUUUCAUCGAACAAUUACAUCUGGCAUGUGUAUAUCAAGGGUACUUGGUGCUCUCGAAUCCGUCUGUUCCGAUGUCUCGCAUAGAACGACCGUUUCGGUUUCUUUUUACCCUCAUGGACCGUCCUCAUCUGACUGCAGCCUUCGAAGCACUGUUGCACGCUAAAUUGAGUCAGAAACGGUUGGAGGAAUGCUAUGCGGGGGUCCCGUUCUUCAAGCUUGGGGGUGCUGGCACCCACUAUGCACGAUCCACCGGCCAAGCUCAGGAAGGUGAAAAACCUUUAUGCCGAUAUCAGCAAUGGACUACGAUCCACGAUCCUCUCGCGCGAUUUUCGCCCGACAUCAGACAGGAAAUGGAGGGAGACUGGUUUGACAUGCAAGAUCUGGCGGGUUAUCUCCGCGAGAAAGGAGUACACCUGUUCUCCUCGGCCCCAGAAACGGACCGAAAGUCGUCACGGACGGCCAUUAACGUCACCCGUUUCACACAAACUUUGAUUAGUAGAGGCAUAUGUUUGGGGCGCACACCGGGCUUUCGUCGCUCCGAUGUGGAUAAUGCUCUGCGUGCCUCGGUAUGGACAUGAAAGCUCAGAAGUAAUUAGUAUCAAACUCUCCCAUCAUCAGUUUUAUGCUUUAUGAUUGUCGUUUUGAUACCCGAGUUCUUAAGUGUGGUCCGCUAUAAACAUAUCGUCCAACGCCUCCACAUCUCUAUGGUAUCCAUUGCUCCUGGAGAGCGGGUCAGCGUGUGGCAUUGAGUGGACAGCACAGAGCCUUACCACACCAAGCCCUUCAGGUAUUCAUGUUGGGAUCAGAUACCCGUCUGGCUUUCUACACAGAUAUGUCGGGUGACCGAUACA
This is a messenger RNA of Aspergillus caelatus, 1938 nucleotides long. RefSeq names its product bZIP transcription factor. Gene Ontology annotation, biological process: regulation of DNA-templated transcription. The transcript has 3 exons. Gene Ontology annotation, molecular function: DNA-binding transcription factor activity. Lineage: Eukaryota; Fungi; Ascomycota; Eurotiomycetes; Eurotiales; Aspergillaceae. The record is from RefSeq and is a predicted model, not a curated record. The coding region runs from base 175 to 1665 and encodes 496 amino acids.